AUGAAUCUGGAUAAAAUGGACCAGGUCCACAGAAUCGUGGACAACAAGAAGCAACACUACUCAGAUGUGACAGUAGACGCUGGCAUGCGGAUUUAUAAACUAAGUGAGUAUCUUCACGAGCGUGGAUUGGCUAUCCAAAACCUAGGAUCGAUCUCAGAGCAAAGUGUGGGAGGAAUCAUCUCCACGGGUACCCACGGCUCAUCCCCCCACCACGGCUUGAUUUCGUCGCAGUACGUGGACCUGACCAUAGUGAACGGACUCGGAGAAGUGGUAUUUGUGAACUCCGAGAAGCACCCAGAGAUCUUUCGUGCUGCCUCAUUGUCCCUGGGUAAAAUUGGUAUCAUUGUUCGUGCGACCAUUAGGGUAGUUCCAGCGUUCAAGAUCAAAUCAACACAGGAGGUUAUCCAUUUUGACACCUUACUGAACCAGUGGGAUCUCAUUUGGACUUCUAGCGAGUUCAUCAGGUGUUGGUGGUAUCCUUACAGCCAAAAAUGUGUUUUGUGGAGGGGCACCAAGACCAGUGAUAGGUUAGUAACAAAGACAAGGCGCUCUUGCUCCGAUGGAAUUUCAGGUGGGAUUGGGAAACAAAACUGUUCGUGGGCACGAACGUGA
Molecule: messenger RNA, 612 nt
Organism: Lachancea dasiensis
Lineage: Eukaryota; Fungi; Ascomycota; Saccharomycetes; Saccharomycetales; Saccharomycetaceae
Source: the annotation of a GenBank genome assembly